AUGGUAACCAGAGGCCUUGUAUUCAUCCGUUGCCACGGCAGAUACUUCGUCUACUACAAUAUGUACGAUAGUUAUCUUGAAGGCCUUGGGGAGGCUAUCGAACAACAGAUUCCUGCAAAUGUUGAAAAGUACCACGAAUGGCUCGAAUCAAUGCGAAAGGUAUUCGCCGUACUUGUCCAGAAGCUCAAAGCACAGUAUCUCCCGCUUACCAUCCCUGAUUUUCCUUCGCAUGGAGGCUCUACAUCCUCUCUUGCCCAGAGGUACAUGAAGAGCUUUCUUGCCGUUGACGACAGGCUUGAUAUGCCACCAAUGCAAACUCUAUUACCCCAUCUGUGGCGAAGCUGCAUCGACUAUAUGUACACACUCGAUCUUGACCGUGAGCUUCUGGGCGUUGACCACUCGGUGUAUUUCAAGCUAUCUGAGAUCCCACGUGGUGGACGUUGGCAUCAAUACCUUGAUUGGGACGAAAACCGCUUCCGUAUGGUGUUGCGGGGGGACACCCCUCAAAAUAUUCUGGGUGAUGCUGCCUUGAAACCGAGUAUUAACAGUGAAGCAAGGGCCAAAUAUGAUGCCAUAGCCAUUGAACUAAUGCCGUCGGAGGUUUGCUUCGGUUCAUCCGGCACGCUGCCCCCCCGCGCGGCCUUGCUGCUGAGUACCUUCUCUUGUAUUCACAGCUCGUUCAAGGAACUCCUCGACCCGUUCAUCUUGGAAUGGACACCCGAGAGUUUUUCGUUCCGAGAAAUAGCAUUUGCGCUUCUGUCAAUUGCUGCUGGAGAAGUGACCUUCGAGUCCGUCCGAGCUCUCGAUAAAAACUACGAGACAGAGGGCUACUACAUCCUUCCAGAUGCACCUCAAAACCGGACCUAUUGGUUCAGCAAUAUCCUCGUACACCUAGCUUCGAGGCUGGACAUGGUCGAUGUUGAAAAGGCAGCGGUCAUCGAAGCAGUAGACGCCGGACUUGAUCAAGGUUUGGAUGAAUUCUAUGCGAUGAUCUUCUCUAUCUCGGACGUUAUCCUUGUCCAUGUCCAGAAGGGGGACGGUAGAGUGCGUGUUCAGAGGUCAGACUUGAUGCCUCUGUUCUGCUUCCAUGAGCAGAGCUCUAGGUAUCUAAAAGGACCCCGUAUAAGGAUAACGCAAGACACCCAGCCGCCUAUGCCAGGUACCGAUGCCAAUCAUACAUUACAAUACAAGAUACAGAUAGAGGACGACACUUCUCGUUGCAGCAAGGCGAGUGACGGCAAUGAUGACGUGAAGACCAUGAUUAAAGGUAAAAAGACGAAUGUCAAUCUUACUUUCAUAUUGAUGGUACAAUUUCUGGAUAGAGCCGCCCGACUGCGUUUGGCGGAUGCGACGUCACGCAAGGUCCCCAAUGAAAUUCUGACUUCCAUCAUGCAUUUCACGGACACCCAAACGUACAAAAACCUGGCCAAUGUGUCUGCCAGUUGCCGACAGUUGAGUGAUCGCAAGUUCCGUUUGACUGAUAGCUACGAUGUGGUUGGCACUGAUGCCCAAAGCAUGGGGACCUCCCGUCGGUUCAUCAUGGAAGAUAUCCAUACUGGGGAGAGGUUCUAUCCCGAAAUGCAACGCUCUCAUAGCAACGCAUUGGAUUUCAGUUUCGGUCGCAAUGCCCCGGAGAAUGCCCCGGAGAACAUGCUUGAAUUGUAUAUCGUGAUCGGAGAAGAAAGUACGAGGAGGAGGAAUAUCAUAAGCUUAGCGACCUUGCGGUUCCAAAAUUUACCCCCGACAGACACGCGCUGUACCAAAUCAGUCGAGAUGCCUGUUCCGGAGUGGUACUGCCACGAUUUCGGAAGAACUUGGGUCGUUCCAACGCUUUUUAGAAUACCUGACUACCAGUAUCUCGGCUUUAUCGAGAACGCAUGGGGCAAAUACCUCCGCACGACGCUCGAACAAGAGUCUAGAUGCCCUGAGUUGGCCAAAGCCGGGCAGAUACUUAGCGCCCGGUACCGAUGCCUCCUGCCGCUAGGGUACCGUGAGCUGCGCAUGGCGCACCACGACUGUAAUGGCCUGCAAGCCUUUCUGCGCCACCCACAAGAUGAGAGUCAUGAGGAAUGGAUGAAGACCAUCGAAUAUGCAGUGCACCGGCUUAGUCGCAAAGAACAGUACCCCACUGUGUUUCUUGAACGAGGGUGCCCUGCGGUUAUAGCCUUCGGUACGAGGGUGAAACUGUUUUACUACGUCUAUCACCGCGAAGAGGCACCCGUUCUCCCGCCCAAUGCAAGUCCCGCCAAUAUCCAGUAUGCUGUAUCUUGUACCGACCCCGAGCCCAAGCAUCGUCUAGUGCAGCUUAUUCCUGGGAGCGAACCGAUCAAUUUGAAGCAUACAAAUGACCUCGUCAAGUUUGAAGAAUGGCUUCGGGUCUUCUGUAACAACAAGGAUAUAGAAACAGAAUGGGAUCCAAUUACCGGGGAACACAUCACCAUGACUCGUCGAACAAGAGAAGUCAAGGAUACCGAGUAA
This is a messenger RNA of Aspergillus bombycis, 2478 nucleotides long. RefSeq lists its product as uncharacterized. The coding region runs from base 1 to 2478 and encodes 825 amino acids. The transcript has 4 exons. The record is from RefSeq and is a predicted model, not a curated record. NCBI's taxonomy places the organism in Eukaryota, Fungi, Ascomycota, Eurotiomycetes, Eurotiales, Aspergillaceae.